Wasmannia auropunctata (little fire ant) is the source of this 1646-nucleotide messenger RNA. RefSeq names its product mitochondrial import receptor subunit TOM40 homolog 1 (gene Tom40). The record is from RefSeq and is a predicted model, not a curated record. Lineage: Eukaryota; Metazoa; Arthropoda; Insecta; Hymenoptera; Formicidae. Gene Ontology annotation, cellular component: mitochondrial outer membrane; mitochondrial outer membrane translocase complex. Gene Ontology annotation, biological process: protein import into mitochondrial matrix. The coding region runs from base 262 to 1263 and encodes 333 amino acids. Gene Ontology annotation, molecular function: transmembrane protein transporter activity. The transcript has 6 exons.
UCAAUGCGCGUCCGAACAGUCCGCGAGAGCACGUUCGUCGUUCAUGAGAGAAAUUUUGUGGUUAUCUUUUACAAAUGGCGACUUACGGUGAGACACGCCGUAUCGUAUAACCCGUACCUAAGACGAUCCAUUUUUUGUCGUGUAACAAACGUUGAAGCGUUCGGCGCAACGUAUUCGUAUUGGCGACGAUUGAACGAUAAGCCGUCUUGAACGCACAACAAAUUCGAUAAUCUUGUGUUUACAAAUCCGUAAAUAUACAUAAUGGGAAACGUGAUGGCUGCUUCCGCACCUCCUCCACCGCCACCUCCUCCACCGGGUCUCGGUCUAAUGCCGAAUUUAGGGAAACCGGAUCCGUCGACGGAUGUCUACGCGCCUAACGAAACGACGCCCAGCCAGAUCGAGAAUCCGGGUACCAUCGAAGAUUUGCACAAAAAGUGUAAAGAUAUAUUUCCUAUAAAUUUUGAAGGAGCAAAAUUGGUAGUCAAUAAGGGAUUGAGUAACCAUUUCCAUAUUUCACAUACUAUUAACAUGAGUUCUGUAAUACAAUCUGGUUACAGAUUUGGUGCAACUUAUGUUGGUACAAAACAAAUUUCACCUACGGAAGCAUAUCCUAUAUUAUUAGGUGAUAUUGACCCAAGCGGAAAUCUUAAUGCCAAUAUUCUUCAUCAGCUUGGUUCAAGACUCAAAGGAAAAUUGGCCGCGCAAGUGCAAAGAAGUAAAUUUACUGCUGUGCAAAUGACAGCUGACUAUCGAGGAGAUGCGUAUACUUGUUCGUUAACACUAGGCAAUCCAGACAUUCUUAAUUGCUCUGGUGUCCUUGUUUUACAUUAUCUUCAAAGCCUGACACCGUCGCUUGCAUUGGGCGGCGAGCUUGCGUACCAACGUGGACCUGGCUUACCAGGCGGACAAGUUGCAUUAUUAUCUGCUGCAGGAAGAUAUACGAGUGGUGAUUCUACAUUCAGCGGUAGCAUUAGUCCAUCCGCUUGUCACCUCUGUUUCCACCAACGAGCUAGUCAACAAUUACAAGUGGGUGUGGAAUUAGAAAUUAAUGCGCGAAUGCAAGAGUCGACAGCAACAAUUGCCUAUCAAGUCGAUUUACCUAAAGCAGAUUUAGUGUUUAAAGGUAGCGUAGAUACGACUUGGACGGUAGGAGCAGUCUUAGAAAAGAGAUUACAACCGUUGCCAUUCUCAUUCGCGCUCAGUGGUAUGAUCAAUCAUAGCAAGCAACAAUUUAGAUUAGGUUGUGGCCUGAUCAUCGGUUAAGAACGAUACGCUGCUAUGCAAUUUUUCAAGAUCAAGCGGAUCCAAAGGAAAUCGGGGACUAUGCUUUACGUGCAGUCAAACAGUCACGUAAUCUUAGGAUCUACAAUGCCAUAUCGACUCCUUUCUGACUUUAAUGGUUAUCAGGGCAUAUCGUUUCGUUGAAAAUACAACUCUUGUUAAAUGAUCGUGUUAAUUUAAUUAAAAGAUCUAUAUAGAUUUCUAGACUGGAUUUCUCGUUUUAAUACACCGUCAACGUUUUUUUUUUAUUUCUGUCUAUAACAAUCUGUCAUUAAGAUAUUUGUUACAUAACUUUUUUAGAUUGGUGUUCUAUCAUAAAAUUUCAGUAUAUUUUUAUGAAUAAAAAACAAUAUUUGUACUUAAAA